AUGGUACAAAACAAGAGAAACAAUACCAAGCAAACAAAGGUGUUGGCUGAGACGUCCACGCCAGGUGGCGCAAAACAUUAUGUUACUUACAUGAGUUGUCUACCAUUGGAGGAUGAAGAGAAGUUAUCUAUUCUUUGUUUCAGGGUAUUGAUAUUAUUAAAACCUUUUUCGGUUAUUGUUAUAAAGAAAAAAAAGAUUAACAGGGCUCUUAUCUCACACAUAAGCAAGAGUGAAUACACAGAUCUUUUAUUCGUCCUCAUGGUUGGAAUGUUGCUGGUAAGUGGGCCAUUCAUGUAUUACCAGAAAAGGCAAGCAAGUCCAAUGCAAGGGGUUUCAAGAAUCCCGACGAACCCUCCUAGGUUUUAGCAUGGACCAGUUAAAGCGAUUCAAUCAUCGCUCGUAUUGAUACGUUGUGCCAUUUUGGUUUUACUGUUUAGCUUUUGCCAUUGUAAUCUAUCUUCUCCACAAAUGUACCUGCAGAGGAAGCUUCUGACAGGAGUAGAAACCAUAGUGGGUAGCCUUCUUACAUUUGUGCUGCCUUGGAUUGAAUUCAUGAACCAAAUCGUUUGUAUCAUACUAUGUAACAAAUUGUGCUUUUUCUUCAUCACACCAGCAGAUUUCCCUGACCGAGUAAGAACGCUUUGGGUCUCAGCUUCAUUGCGGAAGUCGGGUUGUCAUUAACCGGUAUCUUAGCCUUCAGGUUCCAUUUCGUUCAGAUCAUCACAGCAGCAAAUGCCAUGUAAGAUGGUUUUCAGCCGAAACUUGAUGCCAUCUACUGGCAUCAACAUCUAUUGGCACUAACAUCCUGAGAAAAAACUCUGACCAAUGGGGA
Molecule: messenger RNA, 832 nt
Organism: Aegilops tauschii subsp. strangulata
Lineage: Eukaryota; Viridiplantae; Streptophyta; Magnoliopsida; Poales; Poaceae
Source: RefSeq, a predicted model, not a curated record